Messenger RNA from Perkinsus marinus ATCC 50983, 273 nucleotides. RefSeq lists its product as hypothetical. The record is from RefSeq and is a predicted model, not a curated record. Lineage: Eukaryota; Perkinsozoa; Perkinsida; Perkinsidae. The coding region runs from base 1 to 273 and encodes 90 amino acids. The transcript has 2 exons.
AUGCUGUCCGAUUCCCCCGAGGCACGAGAGGAGGAAGAUGCCCGACAGCGGAAGGCCAGAGAGCAGGAGGCCAGGGACAGCACUGAGGCUGUGGAUGUCUCUAUCGAGCAAAUUGAGAGAGAUCCGGAUCCGGCAGCUAACACGCUGAGGAACCAAUUCCACUUCGCUGAUCGGGGUUCCCAGACCAAGAAUGGCAUUAUUCGAGACAGGGGCAUCAGCACUGGUUAUUUUCGUUAUGAUCAGCUUCUCCAGAGCUGCACGACACUAACUUAG